Messenger RNA from Balaenoptera acutorostrata (minke whale), 2373 nucleotides. Its product is annotated as sterile alpha motif domain-containing protein 1-like. The transcript has 4 exons. The record is from RefSeq and is a predicted model, not a curated record. The coding region runs from base 359 to 1015 and encodes 218 amino acids. Lineage: Eukaryota; Metazoa; Chordata; Mammalia; Artiodactyla; Balaenopteridae.
GCUGCGGCGCGUGGCCUGAGGCGGAGAGCCUGGCUGCGGGGGUCUGGGCCAGGCCAGGCGCCGGCCUGACCCGCCUCGCCGGCGAAUGCAGGCCGGGCUUCCUCCUCCGAAGGAGGGCGGGGGAGGGGAGGGGGCUCGAGGCCCGGCGAAAGGGGGGAAAGGUGGUCCUGAGCCCCCCUCAGCCUUAGCUCGCAAAGCUAAUCCUGGCCUCCUGUGGAGAUGCCUCAGCGCCCUCCUACAGACCUGAAGGCACCCCUAGCCAGGACCCCGGGCCGGGCCUGGUCUAGCGAGUCCCCUCUUCUCCCCGAGAGCGGACGGCGGAGCUCCGGUGGAGGAAGAGAGGUGGAGACCUGGGAGGAUGCUGCCGCCGCCGCCGCCGCCGCCGCCGCCACCACCACCACCACCGCUGCAGGGCCCCGGGCUCCUGCAGAGCGCGAGGCCUCCCUCACCAGGGUCCCUCCCACCCGCCCUCCCCGGAGCUCAGAAGCUCUCUUCGGAUGCAAGUGGGGAACCCAGUCCCGCAAAGGAACCGGAGCCCGCGGUGCAGAGGGGAGGAGCGUACCCCCAGGCUCACCCCUGGGGUCUCAGGACCCAGAGAGCGGAGAUCCACGCGGCCAGCGUCACCCACCCGAGCCUGGCGACAGGCGCGUCCAGGCGAGCUCCGCGGGGCCGAGGUGCCGGGAGAGCGGCCCCGGGCGCCCGCGCGCUGCCCGCCGAGGGAAACCCGCUCGGGCCAGGAGGAGCAGCGAGAGACGUCGGAGAGGAGAUGCCCUCGGAGAUUACCCCCUCCCAAUCUGCCCCUACCGCCCGGCCGGGCCCUCCAGCUUCAAGGGAUCCUGGCCCUCCCUCUGCCGAUACCCUUUUCUCCCCCGUAGAGAAAAACCCUGAUGGUAGCGAGAUAAAAACUGGGUGGAGCCGCGAGAGAAGGGAAGGGAUGGAGGUGCUCCAGCGGGUCCCCGCGGCGUCUCCGCGGCCACAGGCCGUCUGUCCCGCCCCAGCGGCACCACUGUCGUAGGAAGCGGCUAGCGGCGCCUCACCCCAGUCUCUCGUCCUGGGGGUGCCUCAGGCCGCACCGCUGAAGCCUCCGGGACGCCCAGGGAAGGGAGCGGCCACCGCAGCCAGGAAAGGAGUCAGCAGUGCGGGAUUCACCCACGUGAACAACAGGCCCUCGCGUUUUGGGGGCAGAAGGGGUGCACGUGGGGCACCGGUUCCACUCUCCCCUAGCCUCCCAGCGCCCCCGGUUUGUCGCCCGCCGCCUCACCGCCGCGCAUCUCUAGAGGCCCCUGGCCAGCCCCGAGCCCCAGCGCUCGCCGCGGCCGACUCUCUGCCGGCCACUUCAUUUUGGCAUUUCAGGAGAAGGAGGGCUUUCUUUUGGGGCUACUGUGUUUUUACUUCUCUAGCCUGAAAAAUUGGGGUGUCGAUUGCUGGACAAUGACAGCUUCGAGGGCAGGGGACUUCACGACCGGGAGAGGGAAAUGGGGGGAGGUAAUUACGUUCCGACCAGCAGACAGCAGAGGCGCGAAGUGUUCGUGUCUUCCUCUGGACACGCCGGAGAGCGCGGUAAAAUCUGUAGAUCUGCCCGGCUCCGAGGCGCCCACCCUCCGCCCUUCCCUCUCGCCAGGACUGCGCCCGGCCGCCGCCUCUCCCCGGCGGCCCCGGCUCGCGCUCGGCUCUCCGCCGCCUGCCACCUCGCGGACCCGGAGCAAUUUGUUAUAUAAAACCAAACAACAACCACACACGUGUGUCUGCACACCCGCAGCGACGGACACCCAGGGAGUGCUCCGCUCGAGCGCCCUGGGCCACGUUUCUUUCUCCUCCUUCCAACCGCCGCACCCCCUCACCACCUCUAGUCCCGGCUGCCCAGCGGCCAGGAACAAAAAGUGGGGUUCGUACUCCAGAUCCGGGGCUUUCUUGGCCCGCUCACUUGGUUACUCCCACCAUUAAGAAAAAGAGGUGAUCGGAAAUAUUUGGUCCGCACACAAAGACACACCACAAAAGGAAUGCACUUUUCUGUGCGAAAGGGCUGGAACACCGAGAAGGAGACCACACCUGAGCGCAGCCGAAAUGGUUAGAAUAACCGGCUGCCGGAGAGCACUGGGCCUUCGGACUCUGCCCCCACUACCUCAUCUGCAUCUCUCAUUCCCUGCUACCUCCCGCGGUUCCUGGCGCAAACUGCCUUAACCUCCAGAAGAGGGGUCCUCAGCCACCCGGCUCCCGCGUACCUGCUCUUUUCCCAGGCCUCUCAGGGUGGCCCUGCGCUGCUGGGCGUCCACCCAGGGGUGCCCACUCCCACCCCUUCACUGCAUCCCCCGACUCACCCCCACCUCCUGUAUCCUUGGCAAAAAGGCAGGAUGAACAUAACAAAUAAAGCAA